CUAUAGACCAAAUUAGAAGAGAUCCCCUAUAACCUUUUUUCCUGGUUUAGAUUCCUUAUGUUGAGUUCUCCAACAGAAUUUUGAUCCUGUGGUUCCAAAUGAAGCGAGUCACUCAUUUUCUCACCUUUAUGGCUGAUAACUAGAUUCGCCAACUGGCUUUCUUCUCUUUCUAUCUCUGCCUUACACCUCUUUUCUACCUCCUUAUAAGUAGUCCUCAUUUCAGACAAAUUCCACAAAACAAACUAAAAGCCACAAGCUCCUUGCCACUUCUCUUAAUAACCCACCUGAGCCUCCUGCCAAGUUCUUUCUUCAAUCUUCUUUCAAGUUUAGUCUAAAGCAACCUAAUCAUACAAAUCUAUUCAAUGGCAUCAAACUCUAUUAGCUCAAGCAGGAACAUAAGUACUUCAUCAUGGACAGCAAAACAGAAUAAGCAAUUUGAAAGGGCACUGGCGUUGUAUGACAAAGAAACCAAAGAUCGUUGGCAGAAUGUUGCUAGGCUUGUGGAUGGGAAAUCAGCAGAGGAUGUCAAGAGACACUAUGAGAUCUUACUCGAAGAUCUCAAUCGAAUUGAAGCAGGACGAGUCCCCUUUCCUAACUAUAGGCAACCUCCUGGAAACGCCUUGAAUUUCAACGAUGAACAAAGGCAGUUGAGGUAUCUAAGGUUGCAGUGAAGUCCUAACUGGAAGAACAACAGCUAUGGUUUAGGCCUGGAACAGCCUCCUAUGUCUUUGCUUUUAUCUUUUUCCUGUGACUGCAAUCCAAUUGGUCUUUUUUGACCAUGGGUUCUGUAUCAAUGUGUAUCAUAAACUUAUGAUUCCCAUAAUCUAAUUUUAUGAAUUUUCCCUUAAAAAUUUUGUCCAUUUUAAGGACCAUGAUAAAAGUUAAUCAACUCCAAACCUGAGGGAAAAGGGAUCCUAGUGGAAAAACUUUCUUUUAUCAUCUCAACAAUUGUUUUUGAUUUCAGAGUACGAUAAAUCUCCUAUAGGUAAGAAGUUAGGGGAAAUGAUUGUCUUGUAGUCACUGAGAAUUGAACCUCCUCGGUCACAAGGGCAAUAAGAAAAGCUUAAAAGUCUUUUAAAAAAUAUGAGUUAGUCUAGUGAUUGUGAAAACUUUCUCUUUCACCCUGUUGACAAGAGAUUGUGUUCUCACUUCCUAGAGGAAAGAAAUAACUCACCCUACCUUCUUUCUUCAGUCUUACUCUUCUAUCAAAAAAGACAAAACCUUUAACCACCAGAGAAAAUUACCGAUUCACAACAAAUUAUUUCAGCGGCUACUUAACCAAACACUAAACAAGACGGUUUAACCAGUACUCAACCAUCUAAUUUUGCAAAAUAAACUUAAUUGUCCAACUAGCUAUUUUACCAAGCAUCUCUAUAUCUGCCACUCUCAUUUUACAACAGAGUUGUAUUGUUUUGUUAAGAACAUAAAGAAUAACAGGUCAUGCUAGAACAAAG
This is a messenger RNA of Amaranthus tricolor (Joseph's coat), 1454 nucleotides long. Its product is annotated as protein RADIALIS-like 4. The record is from RefSeq and is a predicted model, not a curated record. Lineage: Eukaryota; Viridiplantae; Streptophyta; Magnoliopsida; Caryophyllales; Amaranthaceae. The transcript has 2 exons. Bases 363 to 671 code for a protein of 102 amino acids. Gene Ontology annotation, molecular function: DNA-binding transcription factor activity.